Messenger RNA from Gopherus evgoodei (Goodes thornscrub tortoise), 4652 nucleotides. RefSeq names its product adenylate kinase isoenzyme 1. Gene Ontology annotation, cellular component: cytosol; cytoplasm. The record is from RefSeq and is a predicted model, not a curated record. The transcript is spliced from 5 exons. Gene Ontology annotation, molecular function: AMP kinase activity; ATP binding. Bases 567 to 1205 code for a protein of 212 amino acids. NCBI's taxonomy places the organism in Eukaryota, Metazoa, Chordata, Testudines, Testudinidae. Gene Ontology annotation, biological process: nucleoside triphosphate biosynthetic process.
GGGGGAGGGGGGAAUGCUGCUGCUCUUAUGUUGGAUCCUCGCCAGGCUGCCCCUGCCCCCAGCCCAGCCCCGGCGCCCAGGCCCUGCCUACCAGCCCCAUUGUCUCCUUGGGCCCUUCUCCUGCCUCUUGCCCACAGUCCAGGGGUCAGACUGGGUCACUAGGCCUGUCCAGAGAUCUCAGAGCCAGGAAACUAGCCCCCUCCCCUGGGGGAAACUGAGGCCCAGUGAGUCGCGGAGCUGGGAGGGAUCCCAGGUGUCCUGAUUCUAUCGUUCUGGUCACUAGGCCACGUGCUCUGGCCUCCUCUCUGCCUCCCCCCACUUCCAGCACAGACUGGAAUUGCCUCCCACGCAUCCCAGUGCCAGCUCAGCUGAUCCUGUCCCCAGGCGACAGGCCAGCUCAUGGCUGCCUUGUGACAUCAGAAAGCCCAGCUCGCUAAGCAGCAGGGCCUGGGCUAAAAUGGCCAGAUUAGUUUUACACGGGAGCUUGAGGGCUGCAGGCCAGGCCAGCACCUUGGGGGGGCCCCCGGGAAGGGAGUGCAGCAGGGGAACGGUCAGUGCCCUGGAAGAUGGGACUCUGCCAGGCCCGGCUUCCUAAAACUGCCAAGCCUCUGAAUCCUGAACUGCAGGAGAUGCUGAAGUCGCAAGUCAUCAUCUUCGUGAUAGGAGGCCCAGGCUCCGGCAAAGGGACACAGUGUGAGAGGCUGGCUGCCAAGUACCACUUCCAGCACCUGGGCAUGGGAAACCUGCUGCGGGCAGAGGCCAGCGAGCCCACGCGCCAGGGGCGACAAAUCAAGGACAUCAUGCUGAAAGGAGCACUCGUGCCUUCAGGCUUCGUCCUCAACCUGCUGAACGCCAACCUGCUGCAGAGAGAGGAGGCGAAGGGCUUCCUGGUCAAUGGCUUCCCCCGGGAGCUCAACCAGGCCAAGGACUUUGAGCGUGUGGUGGGGCGUCCUCCCAACAUUGUGAUCGUCUUGGACUGCUCAACGGAGACCAUGAUCCAGCGGCUGCUGCUGCGGGGCCAGACUGGCCAUCGGGCCGACGACCACGAGAGCUGCAUCCGCCAGCGGCUGGAGACUCACUACUCGCUGUGCGAGCCCGUCAUCAGCUACUACCAGCAGAAGAGCCUGCUCAGAAACAUUCUAGGUGAGGAGCCGGAAGACGCCAUCUUCGCAAAGUGCUGCUCUGUCCUCGACAGCCUCCGUUAGGCCAGGUGCCUGCUGCCCUGCCCGGGGCCGGGACAGUGUUCAAAUAAAGGUUCAGCUUUGGGACCUGGCCUUACACCUAUCCUACCCUGACAGCCCUCAGCACCUGCCCCACCCAUGGGGCUAGGGCGUGAGUGCACUCUGCUGCCCAGAGCUGACCCCACACGCUUAAGUCAAUGGUCCAGGUCCCUUUGGACCUCCCCAGCCAGCGGCAGCAGCUGCAGAUAGUCCACAAGCAGCCACGAUGCUGCCCAGCUAGAGAGGCAGGAGCCCAGCUGCACACAGCCGGCCAGCAGGAAGCCAGUGGACAAGGGAAGAAUCUGUCAAGCAGGGUAGCUGGGCAAAGUGGGUCUGGCCUAGGGCAAAGAGCAAAUGACUCCGGGAGCCUCCUUACCCCAGGGGAGGGGAGAUGGCUACAGCUCCACCACCCCUCCCCCCAAGCUGUUUUGAGUGAGUGCAGUUCCCUGCUCUGCCUUCUAGAGCAGCCCAUUAGCUCACCAGCCUCCUGGCCUAACCCCCGCCUCCCUACUCACUGGGGCAGUAGCUCCACCCCCCAGCCCGAAUCAGACCUGUGCCUUUCCCCAGCAGCCCCCUUUAGAGGAGCAGGACUGCAUGACAGAAGGGAAGGGACAAGACAGCCGGGCUGGAGUGCGGGGAGGGUUCUGAGGGGCCACGAAGCAGCCAAGAUCACAUCCAUCGAAACACCCAGCUUAUUACCAAAAGUCCUUUUGUUUUUCCAAUCCAUGAAUUCAGACCCAGCUACAUGUGAGUGAGGAGCGCCCCAGCCAGACACCAGUUUUGUAGAGGUCAGCUUCGAAAGAAACCUGCUUUCCACACACAUCGCACACGGGUCACACAAAGCCGAGUCUUAAAAGCCAACAGCAAGGGGGGGAGCAGAGAGAGAAACUCAGCACAAGUCCCAGGUUAAGGAAAAAAUACGGGAGAGUCUCAGCUUAUGUUGGGUUACAUUCUGCUGUCAGCAUGUAAAGCGAAAAUCCCCUAUAGUCAAACUUACAUAGAGUGUAAUGGCAGGUGGAACCGCCCGCACCACAGGUAGUAGUUAAAUUUGUCGUUUUUGCUGACUGCGCAAAGCUGAAAAUGUGCAUGUUUCAUGUGCGUAAGAUGAGACUUGCCUGUACACCAGCAGCAGGUUGGCUCUGCCUAUGGGCCGAGCACUUGGGGAGAACUGGAAUGCAAGGCCCCCCACAAGGAUAAUGGCCCUCCUGCCCAGGCUAGGGUUAGUCUCCCAUGGAGUGGGAAUGCUCACCCACUCCGGGGGGGGGGGGGAAAUUUAGUUACUAGGGGCUUGGCAAAAGCCCCACAUCCGUAUCAGUCUGAAAUUGGGCUUUGUGCCAUGCUCUCCCCUGAAGCUGGCUGGGCAGAACAGGGAGGCUAGCAGAUGUGACACAGGAACUGGUUCUAGGGAAGGCUUCCCCCUGCGUCACCCCAAGCCAGGGACUGUCCAGCGGGUGGAUGGAAAAGAACCUUUCUAAAGCUGCUUUUGAUAGCCAGCACUCUCCAGCCCUUGCUGUCUUACCCUGACCCUCCAGAGCGAGUUGGGGGAAGCAACGGGUCCCCCUCACACUCAUUUGCCUGGACAGCCUGCUGCACCAGCCAGAGAGUCCAAGCCGGAGGAGGUUCAUCUGUCCAUAAGCAGAGGAGGGUCCAGGGCUUAGGGCAUGAGCCUAGGACUGGGGAAAACCAGGUGCAAGGUCUGACGCCCAAGGAAUCUGGGCAAGUCACAGUCUGUGCCUCCAGUGGGGAUCAGAGCUCUGCCCUGCUGCCCAAACAUGGAUGGGUGGGAGGCGCUCAGGCCUUACCUAGGCAGGUCCAUUCCCACUGCAUCAGAGGUGAAACUACAGCCCCUUAGGAUUGCUCAAAGACCAGAGGUGUUGAAUGGAUUGAGCACAGCUCCACUGGUUCCUCAGAAUGGUCAGCAGAAACAAUUCCUUACCCCACAAGGUACCCUCAGCUCAACAGGCCAGAUACCCUGCUGAGGGGCAGCAGCAUAAAGCCCCCCGUAACAGGCACUAUCCAGGGCGCAGCGUGCCACCAGUUGCUCGGUUCGGAAACAGUGCAGCAGAGUUGGUUUCAAAACAAAAAGAGCAUUUUAUUUAACAAAGCACAAUUGCCUGCUCAAACUAUAAAAAACCACAGGAGCUCUUAGUUCAUCAGGUUUUACAACAGCUAUAUCAUGAGAACAAUCCGCUUCAAAACCCUAUGGACAGACAGACGCCACCCAACAGACACAGGGAGGUUUUGUUAUCAUUUAUUUGUGAAGUUAAAAACAAGCGGUAAAAAGUAAAAACUGAGCGUACAAUUUUGUUUGUUUCAGUUUCCUCUCAAACAGACAAAAUACAUGACAGACCAGUCCCAAUUGUGGGAAAAUGGGAGGGGAAGGGGGUUGUUUUAUCUGAAACACCGACACCUUAUUCGAGGAAUGUUCCAACUCUAACUAAAAAGCAGAGUGAUUUUUUUUCUCCUUGUAAAGUUUUUUUAUUUUAUUUUUUUUAAAAACAAAAGGAAAAGAAAAAACCUGUUCCCCUGAAAUCGACGUGUGUUUCAGGAGGGCUGAGUUCUUGCAGCAGUUUUAGUUCGCUAUCUUCUACAGCUGGCUCAACAUGAAGGAUUCAGAUAUUUUUAUUUUUAAUUUUAUUUUAUUUUAAAGAGAAUCGAAGGAGGAGCAGCCGAGGUUCCGCUAAGAAACCCAGCGAUCAGACCCAGGGGCCGGCUCCCUUCCCCAACAGCGCCAUCUCUCUCCAAAACCAAAAAGUGUGUUUCACAGGUGGGAAGUUCACAUUCAAUUCACUGAGCCUGCAAGGAUUGGGGAGAGAGACAGGAGUCAGUCACCCCGACAGACACCGCUACGGACGGACAAGUCCGAAAGCAGCACAGGGUCACCCUCUGCUGCAGCGGCACUGGCAAUGCGCUGCCGCGUUGGGGAGUGGAGCGAAAAUUGGCCCUCGGCUCCCAACUCCCCUGCACACGAGGAAAUCCCACCACUGAAGCAGGGUGUUUGAAAAGGGGAAAUUAGCAGGUCAAGUCUGGAAGAGAAUCUAGGGUUCAGAAGCAGCAGCUUUGGUCAGUCCUGAAGAUCAGAUGAAAGUCUUGGCCUGGGGAAGCAUUUCUAAAGUGGCUGCUUGAAAUUUGGCAUAUUUAGGCAACUAAGUAAGUGGCACAGAGCCCCUAGCAAGACCAAGUGAAGUCACCAGGCUGUGCUGGAAAAGUCACUUAGCCAGGUGCCUAGAUGUGGCUGAAACCUGAUUUUUAGGCUUCGGUUUCUGAAAAACAUGGCCCUAGAAUGUAACCGCUAAGCCUGGCCCGGUGCAGGGUCAGCCUGGCGCCAGGCCUGAGAGCUGCAGCAGGACAGGCUAGAGGCUGAGCUGGAGCUAGCCUGGCUCCCUGGGUCAGCGAACAGCAGCCUUCAGUUCAGCGCUGCCGAGCGUGCGC